UAUUUUCAUCAAUAUUCAACAGCCACAUACCAACGCAAAAACAGAUCUUAGGUGUAUUUAAAACCAAAAUUGUACCCCAGAAAAACCCACAAAAAUCUGUUGAAACAUACAUAAUUUUUUUGUUACAUUCUUGAGUUCAUUCAUUCUACGGUUAUUACUCAUAUUAUAUUGGUUUUGUGUCAAUCAUCAUCAUUGUUUUUGUGGUUGUUGUUGUUAUACAAAUUUGACUCUUUGUUAUUCGUACGUUUUCUAUUUGUUCCUGUUCUUGUUUUUUGUCAUUCAUAUGAUAAAGAAAUAAAAAGUUGUGGGGUGGUUCUGAAAACUUUAUGUAUAUCUUUAUCUUCGGGAUGGGUUAUUCAUGCAUGUCUCAAUGAUAUGCCAGCUGCAACUAACACCACUUCAAGGAGAAUUCAUUCGCUGCUCGAUUAUCGAGCUUAUUCUCUUUUAUGUAUGUAUUGUUAUUUUCGCUAGUGAGCUCAUUGAUGUUGGUAAAGUGAGUAGGAAGUUUGAAAUUGGUUGUUUUGACAUAUACUUUUAGUUAAGUUAAAGAAAUAUGGAAGGAGGUGGUGGAUUGGAGGAUUAUGAUGCCAAAAAACCAUUAUUGUUGGGCUAGUCAAAUGAGCAAGAACAACACAUGGUUAACAAUGAGAAUGGAAGAGGUGAUAUAUGUUGUCGACGAUACUCUUUUACGAGUCUUAAGAACGAUUUCUUCUCUAAGUUGCCUCACAAGGUUCAGCUGGCCAUGGAUCCUGAGUCCCCUUUUGAUCUAGACCUUUCCAAUAGCUCCGGCUUAAUCGAAGCGGAGAAGGAAUACUAUGAAAGGCAAGUUUCAACAUUAAAAUCAUUCGAGGAGGUUGAUGCUUUAGAUGUACCUCCUGACAUCAAUGAAGAAGAAGAAAGACGAGAACAAGUACAACACGAGAGAGCAAUGAACAUAUCUAAUGGAGCUAAUGUUGUGUUGCUAGCAUUAAAGAUAUAUGCAACUAUAAGAAGUGGGUCUAUAGCUAUAGCAGCCUCAACACUUGACUCCUUGUUAGAUCUCAUGGCUGGUGGAAUUCUAUGGUUCACGCAUUUGUCGAUGAAGAACAUCAAUAUUUACCAAUACCCUAUAGGCAAACUAAGGGUUCAACCUGUGGGUAUUGUAAUAUUUGCAGCUGUCAUGGCCACGCUUGGGUUUCAGGUACUCAUUGAAGCUGUGGAACAAUUGAUAAGAAAUGAACCUUCUCCAAAGAUGACGCAUGAGCAGCUUAUCUGGCUGUACUCUAUCAUGCUUACUGCCACAACUGUAAAAUUCGAACUUUGGUUUUAUUGCAAAAGCUCAGGGAACAGGAUCGUUCGUGCAUAUGCAAAGGAUCACUACUUUGAUGUGGUGACAAAUGUUGUGGGAUUAAUAGCUGCAGUUCUCGGCGAUAAAUUCUAUUGGUGGAUUGAUCCUAUUGGUGCUAUUGCUCUGGCUAUAUACACAAUUUCAAAUUGGUCUGGAACCGUUUUUGAAAAUGCAGUUUCUCUGGUUGGGCAAGCAGCUCCUCCGGAAGUCUUGCAGAAACAGACCUACCUAGUUAUACAACAUCAUGCUCAAAUCAAGCGUGUUGAUACGGUUCGAGCAUAUACCUUCGGUGUUCUAUACUUUGUUGAGGUUGACAUUGAGCUACCGGAAGACUUGCCUUUGAAAGAAGCUCAUGCAAUUGGAGAGUCAUUGCAGAUUAAAAUUGAGAAGCUUCCAGAAGUUGAGCGAGCAUUCGUGCAUCUAGAUUUCGAGUGUGACCACAAACCAGAGCAUUCUGUUCUCAUCAAAUUACCUAGUAGUCAGCCUUGAUUUGUAGAUGUUAGAUUAAUUGUUUGUAUCUCUUAAUGCAAAGGGAUUAGCUUAAGUUCUUAUAUGCUAUUUGCUCGAGGAAAAUUUUAUUGUAGUUGACAUAUUAUUUGUAUUUUCCUUGGUUAGGCUUGUAAAGUGAUGAAAAUUGUUUUCUUAAGUUGAAAAGAAAACAAAUUUAUUAUUACAAAAAAAAUGGA
Chenopodium quinoa (quinoa) is the source of this 2013-nucleotide messenger RNA. Its product is annotated as metal tolerance protein 4-like. The record is from RefSeq and is a predicted model, not a curated record. Bases 635 to 1816 code for a protein of 393 amino acids. Gene Ontology annotation, biological process: monoatomic cation transport; transmembrane transport. NCBI's taxonomy places the organism in Eukaryota, Viridiplantae, Streptophyta, Magnoliopsida, Caryophyllales, Amaranthaceae. The transcript is spliced from 7 exons. Gene Ontology annotation, molecular function: manganese ion transmembrane transporter activity. Gene Ontology annotation, cellular component: membrane.